Melospiza melodia melodia is the source of this 4388-nucleotide messenger RNA. It is a transcript of the gene TMEM240, whose product is annotated as transmembrane protein 240. Gene Ontology annotation, cellular component: synaptic membrane. The transcript has 3 exons. NCBI's taxonomy places the organism in Eukaryota, Metazoa, Chordata, Aves, Passeriformes, Passerellidae. Bases 69 to 626 code for a protein of 185 amino acids. The record is from RefSeq and is a predicted model, not a curated record.
GCGCUGUCCCCGAGCCCGAGCACCUCCGUGUGUGUCCGUGUGUCCCUCCACACGCACAUCUUCUCCCGAUGGCUGCUUCGGUGCCCGGCAAUCGAACUGGAGUGGAUGUUUUACCCCAGCGCCCAGCGCUGACCCCGUGCCUCGCUUGUGGGCUCUUACAGGCAAUAGCUUGCUUGAUGGACAUGAACGCCUUGCUGGACAGAUUCCACAAUUACAUCCUACCGCACCUCCGAGGGGAGGACCGAGUUUGUCACUGCAACUGUGGAAGGCACCACGUGCACUACGUGAUCCCGUACGACGGGGACCAGUCGGUGGUGGACUCGUCGGAGAAUUACUUUGUGACCGACAAUGUGACCAAGCAGGAGAUCGACCUCAUGCUGGGGCUGCUGCUGGGCUUCUGCAUCAGCUGGUUCCUGGUGUGGAUGGACGGCGUCCUGCACUACGCCGUGCGCGCCUGGCGCGCCAGCCGCCGAUACGACACGCCCUGGUGGUGGCUGCCCAGGCUGUGUAAGCUGAAGGAGCUGCGCAAGCGCCACCCGCGGCAGUACGAGGAGCCCACGGGGAACAUGGUGCACAUCAAACAGAAGCUCUACCACAACGGGCACCCCAGCCCGCGGCACCUGUGAGGGAACCGCACUCCAGGGACUCCUCUUCCUCACGGGACGGCCCCUGCAGCGCCCCCAGGCCGGCCGGCCACUCGGAUUGCCGCGAUUUUGCCGCGACUUUGCCGCGAUUUUGCCGGGAUGGCCCCGGGCGGACGCGCCACCAUGCACAACCAGAGCCGGCGCUGGGCGCUCUGCAGCCCAGGCUUUGCACUGUGGUCCACGUUUUAUUGUCAGACUGGUGUAAAUAUGUAAAAAAAAAAAAAGCAGACAAGAACAAAGAGAUUUGCAUUAUAAUUUCAACCCUCAUCUCAUUGUCCUGGCUGUCCUGCCCAUCCUGCUGGCAGUGGUGGCCGAGGGGAUGGAGGUGGGACAGCAGCAAGAAGAUGCAAAGUGUCUCCUCCAGGAGCUCCAGCCCCACAACAUUUCUUUGUUCCUUUGGCUGCUCUGAGCCUCCCACGGCUACAAAGGGCCUGGCUGGUCACAGGUUUGGAUGGGGGAAGGCACAGUGUCCCCUUUUUGGGGUUUUUUGGGGUUUUAUUUUGCUUUGGUUCACAGGUUUCACAGUGUCCCCUUCUUGGGUUUUUUGGGGUUUUUUUUUGCUUUGGUUCUCAGGGUUGGAUGGGGGAAGGCACAGUGUCCCCUUUUUUGGGUUUUUGGGGUUUUUUUUUGCUUUGGUUCUCAGGGUUGGAUGGGGGAAGGCACAGUGUCUCCUUUUGGGGCUCUUGGGGUUUUUUUGCUUUGGUUCACGUUCUGGAAUUGCUGUGGGGGAAGGAAGGGCUGGGAAUGGGUCAGGGCUUUGUGUUUGCAUUGCUGCCCUCUGAACCUGCCUUGAGCACCCCUUUAGUGGUGGCACCUUUGGAGGUGACACCUUUGGAGAAGGCACCUUUGGAGGUGACACCUUUAGAGGUGGCAGCUUUGGUGGCGCUUUUGGAAGUGUCACCUUUGGUGGCGGGAAAAAAGGAGCUGCUCUGCCCCUCUUCCUGCAGGGUGACCCUGGUUAAAACACCCCAAAAACCCCAAAACCCCAGAGGGCAGCAAGAGGGGGCCCUGAGCAAAGUGUGAGCCUGGGUAAACACCCCAAAACCCCAAAGAGCAGCAAGAGGGGGCCCUGAGCAGCCUCUUCUUGUAGGGUGAGCCUGGUUAAAACAUCCCAAAACCCCAAAGGGCAGCACAGAGAGAGCCCUGAGCAGGGUGAGCCUGGUGAAAACACCCCAAAAACCUGGUUAAAUCACCCCUAAAGCCUGAUUCAAACACCCCAAAACCCCAAAGAGCAGCAAGAGGGGUCCCUGAGCAGCCUCAUUGCUGCUGCACCCCUUUCUUAUGGGGCUGGGCUUUGGGGACACACAGACACCCAGACCAAAACCCCAAAUCCACAGACACCCUGACCAAACUCCUUCCCAAAUGUCCCCAGAGUUGAGCCCAAACGUGAGGAAGCUCCAAAGUGGUUUUGUGGGGCUGCCCCUGGGUGGGUUUUGAGGUCUGAUCUUUUGGGAUCAGGGCUCUGAGGGCAGUGUCCUCACCCCAAACCCUCCUGUAGGGCCAGCAGGAGCUGGGGGGUUUUGGGGGGUUUUAUCCUGUCCUGGGAUUUGUGAGCAGGGACACAAGAGGGAAAUGCCAUCCCCAGGAUCUGAGAACCCUCAAUAUUUCCCUCAAUAUUUCCUCCCCCUUUCAUCUUUUUGUAUCCAGUGGGGUGGUGCAGAAAAAGGGGAAAAACCCAGAAGUAAAGGAUGCUGAGAAAAAUCUCAUUUUUUUCCCAUGGAUUCCAUGACAUUUUCAGUGGCCUCCUGCUGUUUGGUGGCAGCAAAAGGGACACCCCAACUCCUGCUCUUCCUCCCUGCUUCACUUUCUGUGUUUUGGGGUCAUUUUGAAAUUUCCUAUGCCCAUUUCUGUUAAUUGCAAGCCCAAAUAUUCCCAUUUUUCUGCCAUCCCCACUUUUGCUAUUCCCUAGUGCCUCUUGUCUUGGAGCCCCAGGUUUUUUCUGGACCUCAAUAAUUGCCUGGUCCUUAUUUGUGUCUGUCUGUCUGUCUGUCAUUCCUGGCUGUCAUGUCCAAAAUUCCUUAGGAUCUAAGGAAUGACUUUUCCUUGAGCAGUUAUCAACAAGUGGGGACAGCAUUUUGGAGGGGAGAGAAAAUUCCAUUGGGAUAAGGAGAAAACAUCGAGCCCCUGGGACUGGUUAUGUAAAAAAAAAAGGGGAGAAAAAAGCACUUUAAAUCAAAUUUUCCACUGAUUAAACUCAGACUGAAUGUAAAGCCUGGCUCUAGCAGCUGAGCUUGGUUGAAAUAUUAAAAAUUAAGCAGAAAUAUUAAAAAUUAGGCAGAAAUAUUAAAAAUUAGGGGGAAAUGGUCAAGUGAUGGCUUACACUGUUAGGGUUGAUCUGGCUGAUCCAUGGCAAAAUUCCAUAAAAAUUUGAGGAUCUGGAAGGGGGGGGGGAGGAAAUUUUCUAUAUAAUAAAAAUGGUCCUGUUGUAUAAAAGGAGAUUUGAAAAAAAUAUGGGUGAGAGGGAAGGAGAGGAGAGGAAGGAGAGAGGGAAACAGGAGAGGAAGGAGAGGAGAGGGGAGCAGAGGAGAGGGAGGGAGAGGAGGAAGGAGAAGAAGUAAAGGAGAGGAAGGAGAGGAGAGGAAGACGAGGAAGAAGAGGAGAGGGAAGCAGAGAAGGAAGGAGAGGAAGCAGAGGAAGAAGAGGAGAGGAGAAGAAGAGGAAAGGGAAGCAGAGAAGGAAGGAGAGAGGAGAGGAAGCAAAGGUGAGGAAGAAAAUGAGAGGAAGGAGAGGAAGAGGAGAGGGAAGCAGAGAGGGAAGUAGAGGAGAGGAAGAAGAGAGGGAGAGGAAAAAGAGAAGGAAUCAAAGGAGAGGAAGGAGAGGAAAAAGAGGAAAGGGAAGGAGAGGAGAGAAAGGAGAGGAAGAAGAGGAGAUGAAGUAAAGGAGAGGAAGAGGAGGAGAAGGCAGAGAGGGAAGCAGAGGAAAAGGAAGGAGAGGAAAAAGAGAGAGAAGCAGAGGAGAUGAAGUAAAACAGAUGAAGCAGAGGAGAGGAAGGAGAGGAAUUAAAGAAGAGGAGAGGAAGAAGUGAGGAAGCAGAGGAGAUGAAGUAAAAGAGAGGAAGAAGAGGAAAGGGAAGCAGAGGAGAGGGCAGAUGUGGCAGAGCCAGGAGGAGCUGCCCGCCCCAGCUGGGCUGAGGGCCCCUGCUGUGUGUCCUGAGCUCUGUCUGUGUCACUCUGUGCCCUGCAUGGACCUGUCCCCCUCUGGCACCCCCAUUUCUGUUCCCCAGGGGCUCCCAGCCCCUCCUGGCACUCCCUGCUCUCCCCUGGGCAGGAUUUUCACUCCUGGAGCACCAGCACAGAGCCUGCAGUGCUGCCUGCCCUCAUUUCCAUCCUUAUUUUUCCUUUUUUUUCCUUUUUCCUGCACCCCAAGCACUCCUGCAUGCAUCAGGCAGGGAGAGGCACAGCCCAGACUGCACCAGAGAGACCCAACUCUGCUCUGGGUCCAUCACAGAACCAUCCCUACUGUGGUUGAAAAGCAAUAAUGGCUAAAUUUUAUUUUUAUUUUUAUGAAAUACAACUUGCACAGGCAGAUUUCAGCCAGGGCUGUGCUGAAGGAGCAGCUGAAGGUGCAGAGAGCUUGGGCUGGGGGAGGCAAUAGAAAAAAGCACACUGUGAUUUAUUUUGGGUCAACAAGUGAGUGUAUUUCAGCCAUUCCUUCCCUUCCAAGAUGUUUGUACCAUAGAGAACCAGUUCAGCUCCUGGAACCAAGCCCAUCCUUUGCUGUUUGUCAGUAAAAUAGUUUUUUGCA